Messenger RNA from Arabidopsis arenosa, 584 nucleotides. NCBI's taxonomy places the organism in Eukaryota, Viridiplantae, Streptophyta, Magnoliopsida, Brassicales, Brassicaceae. The record is from the annotation of a GenBank genome assembly.
CUUUGGACCAUUUUGAAGAUCACUAUAAUGCCGGCACACUGCGUCUUGUUCAGUAUGCUCAAGGGUCUACCCUACUUCUCGCUUACUAAGUAUUCAUAUAUCCGAAGCACAGACUCUUUCUUUCAAGCUAAAGUUGCUCGGGGUUAUGACAUGUACGAGUGCCUCGUGGAAGGGUACCCACUCUCAAAGAAACGAAGAGAGAAACUUCAAAGGCAACAUGUACCAAGGCUUAAACAUGAAGAUGACAAAGAAGCUGCUUCGUCAGAUGCCAUGGAAGUGGAAGACAAAUCCAGCGUAGACGGUCUUGUUUCAGCACUGUCCACGCUAACUACCUCAGACACAACUCCUUCGAAUGUCAGCUUCGGUCGACGCCAUGGUCGUGGGCUGACCUUUGUUCCACGGUCUGUUCAUAAGGAGAAACGGACCGAAUCUUCGUCUGCACCAGGGCCAACGAAUUAGUCAUGGUCUUAUAUAGUUCCUCCUAGUCUGCGGUAAGAUAAUGAAGAAGAAAAUUAUGUACCAACACUGUUAGCUGCCGAGUCCUUUUGACGAAUGCACUUGAGUAACAAACGAUCAAACGUUAU